Messenger RNA from Lottia gigantea (owl limpet), 510 nucleotides. RefSeq lists its product as hypothetical. The record is from RefSeq and is a predicted model, not a curated record. The transcript has 5 exons. Lineage: Eukaryota; Metazoa; Mollusca; Gastropoda; Lottiidae. Bases 1 to 510 code for a protein of 169 amino acids. Gene Ontology annotation, molecular function: N-acetyltransferase activity.
AUGGCUAAUUUUCGAAUCAGAGAAGCUAAAAGAGAGGAUUGUGCAGAAAUAUUGGGCCUUAUCAAGGAAUUGGCUGAAUAUGAGAAAAUGCCGGAUUCUGUCCAAAUGACUGUUGAAGUGUUACAGCGAGAUGGUUUUGGGGAGAAACCCCUGUACAGUUCGCUGGUGGCAGAGGAGCUCGACAAAGAUGGGGCAACAAUUCCCGGCAAACUACUGGCCUAUGCGUUAUAUUACGAUAUCUACAGUACCUGGGAGGGGCGAUGUAUCUACCUAGAGGACCUCUGUGUCACCCCCGACCAUAGAAAUAAGGGUAUUGGUAGCGCCCUUUUUAAACGCGUUGCCCAGAUCUGCGUGGAAGAAGGGUGUAAAAGACUGCAGUGGGCUGUUUUAGCGUGGAACUCAGAAGCCAUCAAAUUCUAUAAAAAGUUCGGCGGGAUCAACAUGACGGACAAGGAAGAAUGGAACGUGUACAGAAUCGAAAGAGAGGCUAUGAAUAAAAUUGUACAAUAA